This is a messenger RNA of Phytophthora nicotianae INRA-310, 423 nucleotides long. RefSeq lists its product as hypothetical. Bases 1 to 423 code for a protein of 140 amino acids. Lineage: Eukaryota; Oomycota; Peronosporomycetes; Peronosporales; Peronosporaceae. The transcript has a single exon. The record is from RefSeq and is a predicted model, not a curated record.
AUGGCAAACACCCAGAGCGUUUCUGACGGUCGGAUCUGCGUGAGCUGCUUCAGUCCUGGAACGACACUAUCCGUUCUGGUCGCAGUUCCGUGUGGUCAUGUAUUCUGUAAGUCUUGCAUCUCCAGGCGCUGCACUGUCGCUUUAAAGGAUCGCACUCUGGUUCCAGCGCACUGCUGUGGUUUGGAAUUCCCGACCGAGUAUGUCAAGGAGGCGCUGCAGUCCGCAGACUUCACGACGUACUCCCGUUUCUUACGCGAACGUCAAUGGAAAUGUACUACUCUCCGCUCGGAUGUCGAAUAUGCUCAGAUGGUCAAGCGCAUUGGCGGGAUGCAGUGCCCAAGAUGCGGAGUCGGCGUCAAGAAGAUUUCAGGGUGUGAUACCAUGAAGUGCUUCUGCGGCAACCAGUUCCUCUACUUGCAUUGA